Messenger RNA from Zonotrichia leucophrys gambelii, 1093 nucleotides. It is a transcript of the gene ZNF346, whose product is annotated as zinc finger protein 346. Lineage: Eukaryota; Metazoa; Chordata; Aves; Passeriformes; Passerellidae. The record is from RefSeq and is a predicted model, not a curated record. Bases 33 to 884 code for a protein of 283 amino acids. Gene Ontology annotation, molecular function: zinc ion binding; double-stranded RNA binding. The transcript is spliced from 7 exons.
CGCGAGAACGGCGUGAGGCGGCGACGGCGGCCAUGGCGGACGGGGCCGGUAGCAACGGGGACGCUGCGGGGCCGCUGGUGGGCAAAGAGGCGGUGGAGCGGCUGAUCCGGGAGAACGGACACAUUUUCACCGAGGCGCAGUGCAAGGUGUGCAGCGCCCUGCUCAUCUCCGAGUCCCAGCGGCUGGCUCACUAUCAGAGCAAGAAACACGCCAACAAGGUGAGACGCUACCUGUCCAUCCACGGCGGGGAGGAGGGUGCCCACGGGAAGAAGAUGAAGCUGGAGGUGAAGCAGGACAGCAAGCAGGAAGGCAGCAAUGGGGAGGACAGGAACAAGUGUUGUCCCAUCUGCAACAUGACCUUCUCCUCCCCGGCCGUGGCAACUUCUCACUACCUGGGCAAGACUCAUGCCAAGAACAUGAAGCAGCAGGCCCCCAAAGCAGAAGAAACGGUGCCCCCACAGAAACACCCUGCUGCCCUCCCCACCUCUACUGCAUCCUCUAAUGAAGAGAACAAGGACAUUACUGACCCGGACAAGUUCUGUAGCCUCUGCCAUGCCACUUUCAACAACCCCCUUAUGGCAAAACAGCACUAUGUAGGCAAGAAGCACAGAAAGCAGGAGACCAAACACAAGCUGAUGGCACACUAUGGGCGAACCCCUGAUGCACCAGCAUCAUCCUUCAUGGCUGGGAAGGGCUACCCCUGCAACACAUGUAACAUAGUGCUGAACUCCAUAGAGCAGUACCAAGCUCACAUCAGCGGCUUCAAACACAAGAAUCAGAUGCCAGGAGCAGUGCCGGUUGUCGGACCGUUCCCGCCACAACAGUAUGUCCGGGAAGAGUCAACUGGCCCAGGAGGCUACAGUUACUUCAGCCAAGACCUCUAGAGCAAGUUGCAGCACUAUUCUUGGAGUUGUUGGUGGCCCCAGAACGCACAUCCUUUGCCAGCCCACAAUGGUUUCAUUAUCCCUCUGGAUAAGCAAAGCCCUACCCUCCUGUAUACACCCGUUGAGCAGAACGGGGACUGAAUCUGUCAGGAAAAGGAUCCAGCUGGAAGAGACUUGCUAGAGAGCAAAUACUUCACUCCCUUAGAGUA